AGGUGGCGGUGGCGGUGGCGGUGGGGGAGAAGCCGCCUUCUUCACCUUCCCGCCUCUGCAACUCAAAUCCCUAUUGAAUUUAUAAUUCUACGUUUUUCUCCUUUGGUCUCUUUUUAAGUUUAUAAUUCUUUCUGUUGACUGGAUCCAAAUUCUUCAUCUAAUAUCGUGAAUUUCUCCUUGCCUUACAAUGCCUGGAUCGAUAAUGGGUGUGGUUGAUGGGAAUAUGGCAUCUCGUGGCUUGAAUUCCCCUCGUAUUAAAAAGAAUCUUCCAUCAAUAAAAACCACGAGGGCUUCUCCAUCUCCAACGAGCUCAGAGAGUUCUAGUGGUUGGUCGAAUUCAGAGCGGAGCUCUAGAUCUUUUGGUGUUGAAUCAAGAAGUGAUGCAGAGUUGCACCAUCUCAUUAAUGGGAAUAAGAAAGUUGUGAAGGAUUUGGUUGUGAGAGGGGAUAACGGUUUGCCGGAUAAGAAGUUUGAGCAUGCAUGUAAGGUCCAUUCUCCAAGCACCAAUUCUCCUGCUUCAUGGAAGAAGUCUGCAAGGCCUCCUCGAUUGCCAUUGGAAUCCUCAGAAAUAGGUGGAAAUAAUGUAAGAAAACCUGGUGCAGAACCAACUUCUCUGAAGAAAUAUCAAAGCUUUCCUACUAAAGAUGCCUCGAUAUUAAAGAAUGGGACUGAAGAUUCCCCUAAGAUGGAGCCAACUCACCCAGAUCUUGGUCCUUAUUUGCUUAAGCAGGCAAGGGAUGUGAUAUCUUCGGGAGAAAGCCCUCGGAGGGCUCUACAGCUUGCACUUCGGGCAGCCAAGUCAUUUGAGAGAUGUGCAUGUAAGAAGCCCAAUUUGAACUUGGUCAUGAGUCUUCAUAUUGUUGCAGAAAUCCACUGCACUUUGGGGCAGUAUGAUAUGGCAAUCCCUGUGCUAGAGCGGUCGAUUGAAAUCCCAUCUCUGGAACAUGGCCAUGACCAUGCCCUUGCCAAGUUCUCCGGGUAUAUGCAUUUGGGAGAUACUUAUGCCACCAUGGGCCUGAUAGAGAACUCGAUACAGUGUUAUACAAGCGCUUUGGAGGUUCAGAAGCUAGCAUUGGGUGACAGAGACCCAAGAGUCGGCGACACUUGCCGGUAUCUGGCAGAAGCUCAUGUGCAAGCACUGCAAUUCGAUGAGGCCGAAAGGUUGUGCCAGAUGGCUCUUGACAUCCAUAGAGAGAAAGGCAAUUUCGCUUCUCCGGAGGAGACGGCAGAUCGGAGGCUCAUGGCCCUCAUUUGUGAUGCUAAAGGCGACCAUGAGUCCGCCCUCGAGCAUCUGGUCAUGGCGAGUAUGGCGAUGAUGUCCGAUGGCCAGGAGGCAGAGGUGGCUUCAGUUGAUUGUAGCAUAGGAGAGACCUAUCUAGCGUUGGCUCGAUAUGAUGAAGCUGUGUUCGCUUACCAGAAAGCACUUACUGUAUUCAAGUGCACCAAAGGCGAGAACCAUCCAUUGGUUGCUUCUGUCCUUGUGCGUCUUGCUGAUUUGUAUUUGAAGACUGGGAGAUUCCGAGAAUCAAGAUCUUACUGUGAAAAUGCUCUCCUGAUCUAUGGAAACCCACUCCCAGGGACAUCCCCUGAGGAAGUUGCCAGUGGUCUCACUGAUGUCUCUGCCAUAUGUGCGUCUAUGCAUGAGAAUGAGAUGGCACUGAAGUUGCUUCAGAGUGCCCUUAACAUUUAUAAUGAUUUGCCAGGUCGGCAAAGCAAGGCUGCUGGAGUUGAGGCUCAGAUGGGAGUACUGUAUUAUAUCGUCGGAGAUUAUUCCGAGUCUUAUGCCUCCUCCCAGAAUUCGGUCACAAAACUUCAAGCAUGUGGGAAGAAAAAGUCUGCCUUCUUUGGCAUUGCUCUGAACCAAAUGGGGUUAGCAUGCGUGCAACUCGAUGAAAUAAAUGAAGCUGCAAAGCUGUUUGAGGAAGCCAAGAGCAUUUUAGAGCAAGAGUAUGGACCAUAUCAUCCGGAUACACUGGGAGUAUACAGCAAUUUGGCAGGGACCUAUGAUGCUUUGGGAAGGCUGAAUGAUGCCAUUCGAAUAUUGGAAUAUCUUGUUGAGAUCAGGGAGGAGAAGCUGGGGACAGCCAAUCCAGCUGUAGAUGAUGAGAAGAAUAGGUUGGCAGUUCUGUUGAAAGAAGCUGGUAGAGUUCGGCACAAGAAGACUAGAUCACUGGAAAUUCUCCUCGAAGGCAACUCCCAUGGCAUAAAGAAAAAGGCAAUUCCAGUGUGAUGCCUAUCAUGAAAUGUGUUUCCAUGCAUACUAAAAGAUCUGUACCAAUUGGCUUCUUCUAAUUCGAUCGUUAAGCGCAAAUUGUAGAAGGGCUUGUUGAAGCAUCAUUGUAUGUUUCUUUAUACCAAUGAGGCCACUGUCCCUUAUAUUCUGCAAUGCAACCAUCUCUUUGCCUUCAUGGUCAUAAUUAUUAUUAUUAAAUUUUUUUU
Messenger RNA from Phoenix dactylifera (date palm), 2439 nucleotides. RefSeq names its product protein KINESIN LIGHT CHAIN-RELATED 1-like. The record is from RefSeq and is a predicted model, not a curated record. NCBI's taxonomy places the organism in Eukaryota, Viridiplantae, Streptophyta, Magnoliopsida, Arecales, Arecaceae. Gene Ontology annotation, molecular function: protein binding.